This is a messenger RNA of Tigriopus californicus, 719 nucleotides long. RefSeq lists its product as uncharacterized. The transcript has 3 exons. Lineage: Eukaryota; Metazoa; Arthropoda; Copepoda; Harpacticoida; Harpacticidae. Bases 165 to 677 code for a protein of 170 amino acids. The record is from RefSeq and is a predicted model, not a curated record.
CCGUUUGUUGAGAGAAAAUUCUCUCUCUUUCGAAACAUAUAUGCUUAGCUCCACCAAAUGUUUCGCUUGUUCAUUUUCUGAAUGAAUUGGUUACCCUGAAUUAACAAGUUGCUUUCAAAGCCAGCUUUGCGACAACACGUGUGAAAACUAUUUCAUUUUUUGAUAUGAUUGGAACGAUUCGAAUCAAGACAUCUUUGGUAUUGGCCAUGGCUUUCCUGGUCACGUAUGUACCCGUCUCUCAAGCCCUGAAACCGUCGGAAGCCGAAGUUCUAGACGAUAUUAAUGCUGUUGUGGCUGACCAUGAACACGAACUUCCUCCUGAAAUUCAGGCCAAAAUCCCGCAGAUCCGACGAGAGAUCCGCACCUUGAUGCAAGGAUUAGGAAAGUUCUCGUUCCUGUUCCAAAAGCUGGUUCCAAGGGCGAUGAAGGUCAGAUUUCUCAAGCAACAAAUCGAUAAGUUCGAGGAGGAAAUCGCCAUUUUCCAAACUCUGCCUCAAAGUCGACGCGAGCAAAUGUUGGGUCAGCUUUUGGGGCGGAACGAAGACGCCCGGAAAAUAUUCGAGGACAAUCAUGAUAUCUUUCCCGAGUUGGGAUUCCACGUGAACAGUCAGAACGUGAUCUUCAUCGCCAAGCGAGUGCAGAAACGGAAGCAAAUCCACAAGAGCUAUUCCAAAUGAGAAAAACCUGGUUUUACGGAAUAUAUAAAUUGAGCAAAUGUG